Molecule: messenger RNA, 669 nt
Organism: Cercospora beticola
Lineage: Eukaryota; Fungi; Ascomycota; Dothideomycetes; Mycosphaerellales; Mycosphaerellaceae
Product: 3CxxC-type zinc finger protein
Source: RefSeq, a predicted model, not a curated record
AUGGCACUGACGUGCGUCCCAUGCAAUCGACAGUUCGCCUCCGACCAGGCUCUGCAGCAACACACCCGCGAUUCUCCAGCCCAUUCCGCGCCAGUCGCCCGCCGUGACUGCAUUCGCAACUUCGCCUCCGCUGAGGCCCACCCGCAACAAAUUCGAGCCUCGCCUGCCCAUCACAAAGCCGUCAGGCCGAAUCAGGUCUCAUUCGACAUGCGGCCCUCGCUGCACGACGAAGUAACGCGCUUCCUCGCAGAUUACGGCAUCUCCUUCAGCUUCCUCGCAAGCGACAACUCCAGAAAGUGUGUUCGCGAAUUCGACUCGCCUGUCAUCGGGUCAUUCGUAUGCACCAGCAGUGCUUGUGGGUUUCGCAAAUGGACGAGCAAGCAAGUUGCCAUCACCAUCCGCAUGUACAAGGGGCAGAAGUACAACGUGAGAGUUUACUAUCAGCGCUGUGAGAAGUGUCACUCCCGUCGUCGCCCCAAGCUGGAUGUGGGGGUGUACGCAGAUCGGGUGGCGUACCGUUUGGCGAAAUGGUCGGGAGUCGAUGUGGAGGAUCGUCGGGGCUCAGGCCGCAGUGAGAGACCACACCUGAUUGAUCUGUGCGAAGGAUGUCGCAAUGGGCACUGUUGGGUGAAGAGGGCCAGACUGCAGGGCUUGAGGGUCGAGUCAUAA